AUGGGCAUGGAUUACUUAUUAGCUGCUGUGUUGUUCGUGACGUUAGCGCUAGCAACCUUGCUGCUCGGCUUGGUUUUGAGAUUCGGGAUCGGCGAGCUCUGCGAUCCAAGGCUACCGCCGGGUUGGAGGGGCUUGCCGCUCGUCGGAGAGACGCUCGAGUUCUUCACCGCGUCCCCGACCCUCGAGCUGUUGCCCUUCUUCAAGCGACGGUUGGAGAGAUACGGGCCGAUCUUUCGGACGAGCCUUGUCGGUGAGGACCUGAUCGUGUCGCUCGACCCGGAGUUGAGCACGCGCGUGCUGCAGGAAGAGGAGCGCGCCUUCCAGAUAUGGUACCCGCCGUCCUUCAUGCGCGUCCUGGGCGCCGACAGCAUCAUCACCGCUCUGGGUCCUCUCCACCGCCACAUCAGGGCGCUCGUGCUCCGCCUUUUCGGCCCCGAGAGCCUCCGUCUGGUCCUGCUAUGUGACGUGCAGCGGAGCGCGCGCGCCGAGCUGCGGUCCUGGCUCCGGCUGCCCGGCGUCGAGGUCAGAGCGGCCACCUCCAGGAUGAUAUUUGGCGUGACGGCGAAGAAGCUGAUCAGCCACGACGACACGGCCUCGGAAGAGAGCCUGUGGAAGUGCUUCGACGCGUGCACCAGGGGGCUGCUGGCGUUCCCGCUCUGCGUUCCCGGCACAGCCUUCUACAGAUGCAUGCAGGGACGCAAGAGGGUCAUGAAGAUGCUGAAGGAGCAGCUCGGUGCACGCAGGAACGAGCCGGAGCGCGAGGCGGUAGAUUUCUUCGAUCUUGUGAUCCACGAGCUGGACAAGCCAGACACUGAACUGAACGAGAACACCGCGCUGGACUUGCUGUUUCUGAUGCUCUUUGCUAGCCACGAGACCACGUCGAUUGGACUGAUCGCGAUUCUCAAGUUUCUGACAGAUGACCCCAAAGCAUUGCAGGAACUAACGGAAGAGCAUGAGAAUGUCCAGAAAAGAGGGGCAGAUCCAGACUCUGAUGAAAUCACCUGGGAGGAGUACAAAUCUAUGAAAUUCACAUCUCAUGUUAUACACGAAGCCCUUAGGCUGGCAAAUAUUGCUCCUGUAGUGUUUAGAAAAACAAUACAGGAUGUACAGAGCCGAAUCACAAGCCAAAGCAUUGCGUUCGUUGCGUUGUGUCUUCUAGGAUGGGUGAUCGGAGUGCGGGAAGCGGAGGUGCAGGCGGCGGCGGUGUUGGAGCCACCAACUACACAAGUUGGAGCAUCUGAGUCCAAGCAAUCAUGGAAGAUCAAGGCGUUUGGGAGGUGGUGGAACCGCCGGAGGGGGACGUCGGAGACGCAGACGACAGCUCAGUCCGGCAAGGACAAGAAGGUGCGGGCGCACCUGUUGCAGUGCCUGCCGGAUGAUCUGCUGAUGCAGGUGGCGAAGAAGAAGACAGGCAAGGAAGUUUGGGACUGCCUGAAGUCGAGAUUUGUUGGUGCCGAGUGUGUCAAGGAGGCACGGUUGCAGACGCUCAAGAGCGAAUUCGAUGCCAUGAAGAUGAAGGAGGAAGAGAUGCUUGAUCAGUAUGCUGGCAAGCUGAUGGGGAUGUCAGUGAGAUACAACAACUUGGGCGGCACGUUGGAUGACGUGGCCAUGGUGAAGAAAUUGUUCGACACCGUGCCGGAGAGGUUCAUCAACGUUGUUGCUAGGAUUGAGCAGUUCUAUGAUCUCAAGACCUUGGCGUUAGAAGAGGCGGUUGGGCAUUUGAAGGUGUAUGAAGAGAGAACUCGGCGAGGAGCCGUGAACUUGAAGACUGAAGGUGGGCAGUUACUCCUCACUUAG
This is a messenger RNA of Miscanthus lutarioriparius, 1797 nucleotides long. NCBI's taxonomy places the organism in Eukaryota, Viridiplantae, Streptophyta, Magnoliopsida, Poales, Poaceae. The record is from the annotation of a GenBank genome assembly.